Molecule: messenger RNA, 510 nt
Organism: Symbiodinium necroappetens
Lineage: Eukaryota; Dinophyceae; Suessiales; Symbiodiniaceae
Source: the annotation of a GenBank genome assembly
AUGCCCUCCAGCAUUCUUGGCCAUGCAGACUGGCGUGCGCACCGUCAUUGUGAGCUGGAGCCCGACCUGCGUUCCCCUCCAUGUGCGCGCGUCAUUGCAAAUCAGCACAGAGGGCUGGAAGUGUUGGGCAUGAGAACGUGGUCUCUACGCCCGGGGGAGUUGUCGCUGAAGCAGGCCAAAGCAGCUUUUGCUCGGUUGAAACUGGACAAUGCUUAUCCUCUUGCUCGUUUGUCGCAGUGGAAGGCACGGGCAUGGGAGAAGGCUGCAAACGCUGGGCUUUCGGAUGCAGUCUUGGAGACGCAGCUUAAGCUGUACAGCCCUUUCAUUCGGAAGUUGGCUUUGCAUGACCUGUGGCUUCCCCAUCGUUGUGGCCAGGAGGAUUCCACGGUCGUGGGAACGGGUGCUCCACCAAUUCUGGUCGCUGCCAGCCAAAGCAACUCGCGCACGGAUGCCAGCUGCUUUCUUGGGGGUCCUUAUCAUAAGGGUGCCGUACUAUAUUGCCGACCUUGA